Molecule: messenger RNA, 387 nt
Organism: Fusarium venenatum
Lineage: Eukaryota; Fungi; Ascomycota; Sordariomycetes; Hypocreales; Nectriaceae
Cellular component (GO): mitochondrial inner membrane peptidase complex
Source: RefSeq, a predicted model, not a curated record
AUGGGUUACCCGUGUCAAGUUUUCCACGCUUCGGAGCUUCCUGACCGUAUCCAAACCAAUCUCAGCGGUCGCAAGCGCAAGCUAGAUCAGGGAGCCAAGAAUGUCGACCUGAAAGGCUGUGAGCUCCUUGAGAUGCUGCAGUAUAAAUGCGAGAUCAAAGAGCCUGUCAAAUGGGAUAGCCCCGUGCAGUGCUUUGCUGUUGAACGGCUAUUCCGAAAAUGUCAAGACAAGAAGGGUUCAUUCAUGGUCGAGACAACAGCGUGGGAGGGUAAAGAUUAUCCUGUGGAGGGACAGAAGAGUGAUGAUGUAAAAGACAGCAGAAAUAAGGCGCCUCCUCAGCACUACCACUGGUCCUCAAGCUGGCACUCACCAGACACCGCAAGAUAA